GCAAAGGCUUCUUUCUCUCCUUACAUCCACCGUCAAUACUUACUCACUAUACUAUCUAACGAAUUCGACAACCAUGAGCAAUCUGCCUCUUUCCGCGAAUAUGGACGUUGACGAAACGGCCAUCGAUGAAGGUUUAUACUCACGUCAACUCUACGUGCUGGGGCACGAAGCUAUGAAAAGAAUGGCAGUCUCAAAUGUUCUAAUAAUCGGAAUGCAGGGUCUAGGUGUCGAAAUAGCAAAGGACCUUGUUCUUGCCGGUGUCAAGUCUGUCACUGUAUACGAUCCAGAGCCGGUCAAGAUUGAGGAUCUGAGUUCUCAGUUUUUCUUACGCGAAGAAGAUGUAGGUAGACCCCGUGCAGAAGUCACAGUUCCUCGAUUGGCAGAAUUGAACGCGUAUGUGCCGGUGCGCAACCUUGGAGGACAAGCGGGGCAGGAAAUCACUGUAGAUCUUGUGAGGGGUUUCCAGGUGGUCGUUGUGUGCAAUGCACCAUACGCCAAGCAGCUCGAAAUAAACGACUGGACUCAUCAGAAUAAUGUGCCUUUCAUUGCCACUGAAACACGCGGUCUGUUUGGCUAUGUUUUCAAUGAUUUCGGCGCCAAGUUUACCUGUGUCGAUCCGACUGGAGAGCAGCCUUUGUCAGGUAUGAUCGUGUCCAUUGACAAGGACCAAGAAGGAAUUGUUACAUGCCUUGACGAAACACGACACGGUCUUGAGGAUGGUGAUUUUGUGACGUUCUCAGAAGUGCAAGGAAUGACAGAACUCAAUGGUUGCGAGCCACGCAAGAUCUCAGUCAAGGGUCCCUACACGUUCGCAAUUGGUGAUACAACGGGACUCGGAGACUAUGUACGAGGCGGCGUCUUCACUCAAGUCAAAAUGCCUAAAAUCAUUGAAUUUAAAUCGCUUAGGGAGUCUCUUCAAUCCCCAGAAUUCUUUAUCACCGACUUUGCCAAAUUUGACCGUCCUAGUACGCUUCACGCAGGUUUCCAGGCGCUUUCUGAGUUUCACGCUCAACAUAAACGGUUCCCCAAACCUCGUAAUGCGCAUGACGCUGACGCAGUUGUAGCUAUUGCGAAGAAACUUAACGCUGACGCUGACGAAAAUAUUGUUACUCAACUUGCCUUUCAGGCGACUGGCGACCUUUCACCAGUAAUUGCGGUCAUUGGUGCAUUUGUAGCACAAGAGGCUCUCAAGGCAUGCUCUGCAAAAUUCCACCCCAUGCAGCAGCACAUGUAUUUUGAUUCCCUCGAAUCGCUUCCCGACGUCCUCCCCUCAGAAGCCGAAUGUCAGCCUACCGGUUCCCGUUACGAUGGACAGGUCGCUGUCUUUGGUAAGACUUUCCAGGAGAAGAUCUCCAACCAUCGUCAGUUUUUGGUUGGCUCCGGUGCUAUCGGUUGCGAGAUGCUAAAAAAUUGGAGCAUGAUGGGACUCGCAAGUGGACCUAAAGGGGCGAUACAAGUUACUGAUCUUGAUACCAUUGAGAAGAGUAAUCUCAACAGACAAUUCUUGUUCAGACCGAAGGAUCUUGGUCGGUUCAAGGCUGAAGUCGCAGCUACGGUAGUUUCAGACAUGAACAAGGAUUUAGCUGGGAAAAUAACGACAAGGCAAGACGCAGUGGGACCUGACACAGAAGACAUUUAUAAUGAGGAUUUCUUCAACAACGUCGACGGCGUUACAAAUGCUUUAGACAAUGUCAAAGCCCGUCUAUACAUGGAUCAACGAUGUGUUUUCUAUGAAAAACCCUUAAUAGACUCUGGCACUCUUGGAACAAAAGGCAACGUUCAAGUCGUGGUUCCACACCUAACGGAAUCCUAUGCCUCCUCGCAAGACCCCCCGGAGAAAGAAACACCUUCUUGCACAAUCAAAAACUUUCCCAAUGCCAUCGCCCACACCAUUGAGUGGAGUCGAACUGCAUUUGAUGACCUUUUUGUGAGGCCUGCUCAGGCUGUCAACUCUUUCCUCUCUGAGCCCGACUAUCUUGAAAAGACUCUCAAAUAUUCUGGACAACAGAAGGAGCAAAUAGAGCAGCUUGUUUCGUUUCUGGUUACGAACAAGCCUUUGACCUUUGAAGAGUGCAUUGUCUGGGCUCGCUUACAGUUUGAGGAGAAAUAUAACAAUGAAAUUCGACAAUUGCUGUUCAGUUUACCAAAGGAUGCUGUUGCAAGCAAUGGUCAACCAUUCUGGAGUGGGCCCAAACGAGCACCAGAUCCUAUCAUCUUCAAUUCGAACGACCCGCUUCACCUUUCUUAUAUCAUUGCAGCUGCGAAUCUCCAUGCUUACAACUACGGUCUCAAGGGCGAGACAGACUCCAAUGUCUACCGAAAAGUAGCAGACUCUGUCAUCGUCCCUGAGUUCACUCCAAAAAGUGGUGUAAAGGUCCAGAUCAACGACAAUGACCCCGUUGCACAGAACGAAACUUCUGAGAGCGACCAUCUUGCGGAACUCACUGCCAAGCUUCCCGUACCAUCCUCUUUGGCUGGGUACCGCCUAAAUCCAGUGGAAUUCGAGAAAGACGAUGACACGAAUCAUCAUAUUGACUUUAUUACUGCCGCCUCUAAUCUUCGGGCUACAAAUUACAGUAUAAAUCUUGCGGACAGACAUACAACAAAGCAGAUUGCUGGAAAGAUUAUUCCUGCUAUUGCGACCACCACCUCACUGGUAACUGGUCUUGCCUGCCUCGAGCUUUACAAGAUCAUUGACGGCAAAAGGAAACUUGAGAGUUACAAGAACGGAUUUGUGAACAUUGCUCUACCAUUUUUUGGAUUCUCAGAGCCUAUUGCGGCUCCCAAACACAAGUAUGGAGCCACUGAGUGGACACUUUGGGACCGUUUCACGUUCAAGAGCGACCCGACACUAAAGGAGAUUAUCGAUUGGUUCCAUAGUGAACACAAGCUCGACGUUGCAAUGGUAAGUUCAGGCGUGAGCAUGCUCUGGAGCUCAUUUGUUGGAAAGAAGAAGAGCGAGGAGCGUUUGCCGAUGAAGUUCAGCAAACUUGUUGAACAUGUUAGUAGGAAACCCGUCUCUCCUCACAUCAAAACCCUCACCGUCGAGGUCAUGGUCAUGGAUGAGGAAGGGGAAGAUGUUGAGGUUCCUUUCAUCAUUGUCGGCAUCUGAGGAUAUCUAUGUAAACCACUUUCUUUUGUAUAAUUAGACUUCCAGGACACUGAAUUCGUAACUAUAAGAAGCAGUCUGCCUCAGUCUGACGGGAAGUCGUGAAUGAAGUCAAAUUUCAUUUGCGUCGUGUUGACGUGCCAGCCUGCACCUGCAUUUUUCAUACAUACCUUAAUAGAUAUUGAUCCUGUCUCAAAAUAACUCAAAAUACAUACUUGAGACUCUGUUGGACGUCGUGCAAUG
This is a messenger RNA of Lentinula edodes (shiitake mushroom), 3352 nucleotides long. RefSeq names its product ubiquitin activating enzyme. Bases 74 to 3112 code for a protein of 1012 amino acids. Gene Ontology annotation, cellular component: cytoplasm; nucleus. Lineage: Eukaryota; Fungi; Basidiomycota; Agaricomycetes; Agaricales; Omphalotaceae. Gene Ontology annotation, molecular function: ubiquitin activating enzyme activity. Gene Ontology annotation, biological process: DNA damage response; ubiquitin-dependent protein catabolic process; protein ubiquitination. The transcript has 17 exons. The record is from RefSeq and is a predicted model, not a curated record.